Culex pipiens pallens (northern house mosquito) is the source of this 1589-nucleotide messenger RNA. RefSeq names its product calcium and integrin-binding family member 2 (gene Cib2). Lineage: Eukaryota; Metazoa; Arthropoda; Insecta; Diptera; Culicidae. The record is from RefSeq and is a predicted model, not a curated record. Gene Ontology annotation, molecular function: calcium ion binding. Bases 479 to 1048 code for a protein of 189 amino acids. The transcript is spliced from 2 exons.
CAAACAAAUUUUGAAUAACAUCUUAAGACAAUAAUUCACGAAUUUAAGGAGGAGCAUGGUUGAGCUGGACUGGACGACUUUAAUAUAAUGGAAAAGCGAAAUUUAUUCCCGCCAACCCCACACUCUUAUAGGAAUAUCCUUACACAUGGGAGUGCCCCGCAGGCAAACAUCAGUCAACCCAACAGCAGUGGCAGAAGUGCUAAUAUUCAUGCUGGCUUUUAAUUUCCCCGCGUGGGUGGGUUCAUUCUUCCUUCCUUCGAUGUCCUACCCUACUGCGUUAUCAUAUCACCCCGUUGGAUGAUUGCAAUCGUCUUCACAUUCCUGACGGACGGUGCUUUGCCUCUUUUUUUAUUGCGUGUUGCUCCUCAAUUCAACCUGCUUCCUGCUCCCCCGGGGGAGUGUUUUAUAAUUGAAGGCCCGGUUGCCUUUGGGACCAGCAGUCUGAUUCCGGCAGCCAACAGGUUCACAUCACUUGGCCAUGGGCAACAAGGUGGUCACUUUCACCGACCAGCAGCUGGAGGACUACCAGGACUGUACGUUCUUCACGAGGAAGGACAUUCUGAGGGUGCACAAGCGGUUCCGCGAAACCAGUCCGGAACUGGUGCCGGAGGUGAUGACCGAGGGGCAGGCCACCUCGAUACAGGUGCCACGAGAGAGGAUCGAGAAGAUGCCCGAGCUGGUGGAGAACCCGUUCAAGGGGAGGAUUUGCGAGGCGUUUUCCCGCCAGGGCGAUGGAAAUUUAACCUUUGAGGACUUUUUGGAUCUGCUGUCGGUGUUUAGUGAGCAAGCGCCGAGGGAUAUAAAGGUGUUUUACGCGUUUAAGAUUUAUGACUACGACAAGGACGGCUUCAUCGGCCAGUCGGACCUACUGAGCGUAAUCACCGCCCUAACCGUAAACGACCUGACCACCGAAGAGCGCCAGCAGAUCGCCGACAAGGUUAUCGAGGAAUCGGACGUAGAUGGCGACGGAAAGUUGUCCUUUCUGGAGUUUGAACACGUGAUAACCCGGGCACCGGAUUUCAUCUCCACGUUUCACAUUCGAAUUUAAUGCCGCCGCCGUCGUCCACCUGGCGGGAAAAGAGGGGACACUUUUCGAUGAGCAUAGCUGGGACGUCAACCUUCAGUUCGAAAAGCGAAGUUGUUCUACGAGUUUUCGGUAUAACAAAGCGCUUCAGUGCUGACAUCUGUUAAAAAACAGUUGAAACUGCUCAGAGGAGAGGGAUUCUGCUUAGGUUUAAUGCAAUGUGUAUGCCAGUUCUAAAUAAUUUGAAAAUAGUAAAUUCUGAUUUUAUUACUGUUUUUUCCUUUUACAUAAUAAUCACAGUUAAGGCAAAACAUUUUGUCCUUAAUUUGUGUUUCAGCAUACUAGAGUGUUUUAGUUUAAUGUCGAUUUGUCACAUAAAUAUCUGUAAAAAUCAAUCAAUCAAAAAUCAACCAAAAGAUUGCCAACUGAUUGGGAUAAAUAGCCCAUAAAAUUUGUAUGCAGCUAUUUGUCUCACUCCAAAUGCAAAUUUUAUGGACUUCAAACUAGUUUUCGUUUGCAUUUUCCAAGCAAUAACAAUUUACAGAAAGCACAGUUUUCAUGCCUC